Messenger RNA from Sphaeramia orbicularis (orbiculate cardinalfish), 1669 nucleotides. RefSeq names its product transcription factor 4-like. Gene Ontology annotation, cellular component: chromatin; transcription regulator complex. Gene Ontology annotation, molecular function: RNA polymerase II cis-regulatory region sequence-specific DNA binding; DNA-binding transcription factor activity, RNA polymerase II-specific. NCBI's taxonomy places the organism in Eukaryota, Metazoa, Chordata, Actinopteri, Kurtiformes, Apogonidae. The transcript has 10 exons. The record is from RefSeq and is a predicted model, not a curated record. The annotation marks the transcript as partial. Gene Ontology annotation, biological process: regulation of transcription by RNA polymerase II.
ACAGCAGAUGAAUGAGUGUUAAAAUAAGACAAUAAAAGUUGAUUUGGUUUAGUUUUCGGCGCCAUUUCCUCGCCGUCACUCUCCUUUCCCAGUCCAACUGAAGGCGUCCAAUCCACGCACCAAUCAGCCAAUCACUCAAACCAACAAACCCAAAUUUUCUUUCCACAUUUGUGUGUGUUUUUUGCGGCAGGUUGGUGCGCUUCCCCCCGCAGCGGACGGCAGGUUCGGUGUGAGCGGCCCCGCACGGACGCGUUCACUGACGCCCGAGGCUGUGCCAGACGCGCACCGGAUCCGUCCUGCGUACCGGAGGGGGGUCUUCAGCAGCAGCAGCAGCAGGCAGCAGAGACCGGAGCCGAGCCGCGCCGAGCCGAGCCGUGCGGAUCUAAAGGGGGCCAGUCCAGUCCGGUCGGGUACAGACCAGGACGCCUGUGCUUCUUCUUCUUCUUCUUCCUCCUCUUCCUCCGUUUCCGUGGAGGCGCGGUGCGUUCGCGGAGACGCAGCGUCUUAUUUAUUUAUAUGGCAUCCGUCCGCGGCGGAGCCACUGCGCCCUGACGCGGACAGCUCGCUCGGACUUUUCGGGGCUUCUCUGGAGGGGAAACACGCACCGAAACCCACGCGAAAACACUCCCCGUCCCGUCGCCUCCCGCUUUGAUUUCCUGUCAGCUUUUUUCUUUUUUUGUUGUUGUUGUAGUGGGUUUUUUCUUCUUCUUCUUCUUCAACACGGAGCCCGGGUCUGAGGACUGAGGGACCGCCGGGAGCCCCCCCACCCCCUCUCUCUCCACGCUCCGUGUCGCUCCGUGUCCGUGGUCGGAGGAUGAACCAUCUGUGAUCGACGCCGUUUCUGCUGCUUUUUUACUGGAUUUUUUUCGCUGUGGAGGAAAAAAGCAGGAGCGGGCGCAAACAGCCGAGGUCGGUGUGAUUGGCUAAAAUGCAUCACCAACAGCGGAUGGCAGCUUUGGGAACAGACAAGGAACUGAGUGACUUACUGGAUUUCAGCGCGAUGCGAAACAGCGAUUUGAAAAUGUUCCCAACAUCCAUGAUGUUUUCACCUCCUGUUAGUGGAAAGAACGGACCCACCUCCUCCUCCUCCUCCACCUCCCUGGGGAGCGCACACUUCAACGCCUCAAAUAUGGAGGAGAGAUCGAGUGGAGGUUCAUGGGCCGGUGGGAGCCGUUCAUCCAAGACUUACGCAGACGGGUCUCAGUACAUGGCGUCACAUGACAGCCUGUCGCCGCCGUACGCCAACUCCAGACUAACAGGAGGUAAAUCGGAGCGUCCUUCCUACUACGGCAGAGAGUCCAACCCCCACUGUCACCAGUCGGUCCUGGGGGGGGACUUGGGCCUGGGCAGUCCUGGAGCGGCGUCUCCCACCAAACCUGCCGCUCACUUUUACCAACACUACGGAUCCAACCCCAGGAGGAGAGCGCUGCACAUGGACGCCAUGGACAUUCACACAAAAAAAGUGCGGAAGGUUCCUCCUGGUUUACCGUCCUCAGUAAGUCACAACCUGCCUUUAAGUCCUAUUACCCAUGUGUCACUGCUGCUGCAGGAUCAAUGGAAAAGAGACGAGUGUGUGUUUGGAGAACAGACCAUCGUGGGCGUGGUCGACCUGAGCGGAGAGAACGUGUUUGAAGAUCGACGCAGCAAGAAAACAGUUCAACUCAGAACA